UUGUGGUUGCUAAGGGAAACCAGCCGUAGCGAGAGAGUGCUGGGCUUAGUGAAGGUUUGUUGUAUUAUUAUUAUAUUUGUAUAGCAAAAUGACGGAUACAGCAGACCAAGAAAAUGCAGAAGAUCAAGAAAAUUUAGAAGAAGAACCUGUAAUACCGAAUACGUAUAUGCUGAGGCCUAAUUUUUUGCAGAAAUUUCGGCAAGCAACUGUGAAAGAAACCAUCCACAUUGUUCUGACAGAAGAGCUUGCAGAUAAGCAAUAUGAUUCUGAAGAAUGCUCAGAGUGGUGCAAGAACAUUAGUUCAGAAAUAAAAAAGCGAUUAAAAGAUUUAGAUUUAGACCGAUAUAAAUUCAUAGUACAAGUUGUCAUCGGAGAGCAAAGAGGAGAGGGUGUCAAAAUGGGCUGCAGGUGUUUCUGGGAUUCUGAUACUGACAAUUAUGCACAAGAUAUUUUUAUGAAUGAGAGUUUAUUCUGUGUAGCUGCAGCUUUUGGUGUUUUCUAUUACUGAACAGUUGACGAUUACUGUACCAGUGCUGAGGCAUGCAAAGCAUGUAGCUGUUGGUCAACAUAGGAUUCAGAGUAUCAUAAUGUAAUAGCCAAUCGGUCUGAUUGGUCCAAAGAGAAUGAUGCUAUUAUGGUCAUACUGUACUGUAUGAUAAAUAUUGGAAUUUGAAAUUGUAUUAUAUAAAUAUUCUUGUACAUAGAUAUUAUACAGUUAACACUUAAGGGCCGUUCACACUAUCAAGUGCUACGUGACAUACGGUAUUUGCGUAAUUUUGCCCAUAUAUGUGAAUGGUGAUGUCAUUACACCCAUAUAUGGCAUAUGUUUUUCAUAUAAGACAUUAUUCAGACAGCCAUUCUGAGUACAAUAACUCUGAUCUUUAAAAAUGUACUUCAACAUUUAAUUGAAUUUCUUAACCUGAAUAUUGUAGUGGAUAAAUAUUAAUUAGUCUUUAAUUGAAAAUUUUGAACUUGGAAAUAAUAUCAAUAAUUAUCAUGUGCAUAUGGUAUGUAAUUCUUUGCCUAUAUAUAUAGUGACUUUUAGUCUUGUAUUUGGCUAAUUCUUUGUUUUUUUAUUUAGGCACACAGAACAUACACCAAGCGUAGUCAAAAAAAGCUCCUGUACGGGUAUUCUUUUUAUAGGACAUUAAAUUAGUUGAUAAACUGUGGUGUAAUAUUGAAGAACCUAAAAAAUAAAUAACAAAAUUAUAAUGCUCUUUCAAAUGUAUUAAAGAUGUUCUUGGAAAAAUCGUAUCUAUAGUAAAUGAGAUUUUAUACUGAAUUACAAUUAGCAAUUUUAAUGAUGGUUUGUUACAGCAUGGUUACAGUCAACAGCUUUUACUUUAAAUUGUAUAAUAAACAUCCAGCCUCUGGAUACAAAUUGGA
This is a messenger RNA of Anneissia japonica, 1386 nucleotides long. RefSeq names its product tctex1 domain-containing protein 2-like. Gene Ontology annotation, cellular component: cytoplasm; cytoplasmic dynein complex. The coding region runs from base 89 to 508 and encodes 139 amino acids. Gene Ontology annotation, biological process: microtubule-based movement. The transcript is spliced from 5 exons. Lineage: Eukaryota; Metazoa; Echinodermata; Crinoidea; Comatulida; Comatulidae. Gene Ontology annotation, molecular function: dynein intermediate chain binding. The record is from RefSeq and is a predicted model, not a curated record.